AUCAGCAUUUGAGAGCAACAAUCAAUUUGCAGAGCAGGAAGCAACUCAAAACAAACAGAGGUCCAUUACAAGUGACAGAUCCAGUCGAGCAUUCUGUCAAGAUGAUGACCACGUACCGAUCUCUGAGGGAGUUUCCUGUGAAACUCAUGUGUUUCAUCUGGUUUACAGCGGUAUGUUUGCCUUCGGUGCUGGGAGCUCGGAUGAUGCUUGAUUUUCCAACUCUGCCUCCUCUCCCAGCUUUCUCUACUCAGCUUCCAACGCUGCCUCCUCUACCAAGUCUUCCUUCUCAUCUUCCAUCGCUGCCUCCGCUCCCAACUCUCCCACCUCUUCCUACUCACAUCCCAAAGCCGCCUCCUCUUCCCACGCUUCCACCUCUUCCUGCUCAUCUUCCAUCGCUUCCACCUCGUCCCACUCACAUUCCAACGCUACCUCCUCUUCCCACGCUUCCACCUCGUCCUACUCACAUUCCUACGCUACCUCCUCUUCCGACUCUUCCACCUCUUCCCACUCACAUUUAACUGCUCGUCUUCCAGCUGUCCCCCGUUCUCCUCCAUCUAAAUCACCAUCUCCAGCUCCUUCAUCUUAGUCUUUCCCCGUUCGACUCCUAGCACGGUCAGAGAACGCGGGGACACAUCGCUCAUCUUCCAGCAACUGUCACCUGAUGAUCCUCUCUGUCCUCAGAUUAUACCAGAACAAUAUUUUUUUCCUGAAGUACCGUGGCCAUCUUGAUCAGUCGGAGGUGGCCUAUUUUCUUCGAGUAGAGGAAUGCACGCCGUCUCAAACAUCUGAAGUUUCGAUGGAGGGGCUCCAGAAUGCAAGUGCCAUCAUUUUGCAGAUUUUCAUCAUGUGCUGAUAUAUGCCCACUACAAGAUGUGUUCCAGGGUUGUUUCUGGUCGUUCACGGCAUACAGCAUCCACAUUAUUCAGCUCCCAGUCGUGCCGAAGGGUGCAGAUCGAAUGCUUAGUCUAUAUCUCUAGACCUGAUCAGGGCAAACUUCAAUUAGUUUCAAACAAAGAGUGCGACAGCAUUCGCCGGCAUAAAUGUAAUAAGCAGUGCAAUAUGUUUAGUGGGAUGGUAAUCUAAAUAGGUAGAAAAGUAAUAAUUAUUGUGAACUACAGUCAGCAAUUCAGUGAACCGUUGAUGUCGAUACUGGGUGCAUGUGAGGGAUGAUAGCUACUGAAUUUAUUCCGUCUAACAUGAAAUGAUAUUUUCCAGGAAGAAAAGUAUCAAAUGUUGGGCUUCAUUUUCUAUCAAACAAUAAAUUUUACCUCGGAUACUCCUUUUGAAUUUUCU
Marchantia polymorpha subsp. ruderalis is the source of this 1293-nucleotide messenger RNA. The record is from the annotation of a GenBank genome assembly. NCBI's taxonomy places the organism in Eukaryota, Viridiplantae, Streptophyta, Marchantiopsida, Marchantiales, Marchantiaceae.